AUGAUUCUGUUAUGGGUCACACUGCUUCUUCUUCAUCGAGUAUAUUCACUGAUUCCAGCAGUCACAGUUGAACUUGGAGAACCUGUGACUUUGACAUGUAGCGUUGAUUAUAAAAAUCAGGAUGUAAUACUUCAGUGGUUGAAGCAGACUGUGAUUCAAACCCUCGGGGUUUCUCAACGGAUCUCUUUGACUGAAGCUGCACUUGGUGAAAAUGUGACUCUGUCAUGUAAAGUCCUUGAAGUUAAACCAGGGUUGUUUUACUGGUUUAAGAUGGGUUUUGGACAUGUGGUCCAAACAAUUGUUCUCGGGAGUUUUGACAAGUUAGUCCUUCAGGGUCAGUUUAACAAUUCAAGGUUCAACGUGACGAGAGUUGGUAACACAUAUUUUCUCACCAUACAAAAUGUGAGAAAAGAGGAUGAAGCGACUUACCUCUGUCAGGCGGGGACAGCAUAUACAAUGAAAUUCUUUAAUGAGACUCACGUGGCUGUGAAUGAUCCGAAUAAGAAGCUGAAAGCCUUAUAUGUGAAACAAUACCCAGAAAGGGAGCAGGUCCCCCCGGGCAGCACUGCGACUCUGCAGUGCUCGCUUCUUUCGGGGAACGAAGAACCCGACGGAUGUCCAGGUGAACGCCGCAUGUUCUGGUACAGAUCUGGAUCAGAACAGGAUCCAGGCGUCAUUUACACCGGCAAUUUCAGCUGUGACGAUCAAGAAAGAAGAAGCUGUGUUUCCCAUCUGUCCAAACCCAUCCAGAACCAUUCAGACACUGGAACUUACUACUGCGCCGUGGUGGCAUGCGGAAAGAUCCUUUUUGGUAAAGGGACUACGCUUGAGACAAAACAAGAAUUCCCCCUCAUCAUCGUGCUUGGGACACUGCUGGCCUUCAUGUCGCUUUUGAGUAUUGCUUUGAUUCUCACCAAGAUAAUGCAAAAGCAAGUUUGUGAACAUUGCAAA
Messenger RNA from Menidia menidia (Atlantic silverside), 951 nucleotides. The record is from the annotation of a GenBank genome assembly. Lineage: Eukaryota; Metazoa; Chordata; Actinopteri; Atheriniformes; Atherinopsidae.